Molecule: messenger RNA, 201 nt
Organism: Heterostelium album PN500
Lineage: Eukaryota; Evosea; Eumycetozoa; Acytosteliales; Acytosteliaceae
Exons: 1
Coding region: 1-201 (66 amino acids)
Source: RefSeq, a predicted model, not a curated record
AUGAGCACUCAUCAAACAUUAUCUAAAUUAAGUCAUCAUUCAAUUAAACAACAUCCAGAGCUAUACCAUACAACUGUACAUGGAAAGAAGACAUUGAUUCACAAUCCAGUUUCAAUUAUAUCAGAGACAUCACAUCAAGUAAGAUGGAAAUUCAUAAUCUUUAAGGACAAAGCAAUAUCGACAUCUGAAAGAUGUAAGUAA